Molecule: messenger RNA, 818 nt
Organism: Helianthus annuus (common sunflower)
Lineage: Eukaryota; Viridiplantae; Streptophyta; Magnoliopsida; Asterales; Asteraceae
Exons: 3
Coding region: 144-593 (149 amino acids)
Source: RefSeq, a predicted model, not a curated record
GGAGAUGAAGAGAUCGAAUCCAACAAAACCCACCAAACCAAGCUACCAUAUCUUCCCCUCUUUAUCAAUAUCCCACAUCACCUUUGUUGUACCUGUUUGAUUUCUUAAUUCCUCCAAAAAAACAACCACAAGAUUCUGUCAUCAUGGUUGGUCUUUUUUCAAGGUUUUCCGUCAGCAGAAACGGGCUUCAUCGUCGUUCCCAGAGUACACUUGACGAAAGGGAAGCUGUUCCUGUGGAUAUUGUUACUACAGAAUCGACAAGUGUCACAGGAGUUAUGUCGUCUUCUCAUCAUGGUAUCGAAGUAGCAGUCGAGUUUAAACCGGUUGAGCAUCCUACUGAGCCUCUUGACAUUGAUCAGCCCAUCCCGUGCCCAUUGCCCGAACCCUCAAUUCUUAAUGAUGGAAGAAUAUGGAAAGAGCGUGUAUCUGCAGGGGUGCAAAGGAGGACCGACUUGCCUAUAAUGCGGGAAGAAGCGCCUGCACCCGAGACGCCUAGAACAAAAUCACGACCUAGAACCAAUCGGAUGAUAUUACCAUCAAUCAGUGCACCUGAACAUAACAUUCUUAAACUCCUUGAAGAGUCCGGGAUGUAAUUUUAUGUCACCAGCAGUAGUUCAAAUUUCUAAAGCAUUUACUGUAUCUAAGAUUUCCUACACCCUGGUACAUUUUUUCGGCAUCAUCUCUAUAUUUAUAAUACCAAGACAUGAACACAAAGACGGACAAGCGGUAUUGUAUGUAAGCAUGUACAUACUCUAAAGUGAUCUUUACUGUUUAGUUUCUCAUGCUAGUAAUCGAUAUAUAUUGAUACGUUGUGUAAA